AUGUUCAACACUAGCCUCCCCAACGACAGCUACCCCCAGCAAUGGUCAGCCAAUAACUCCAACUCCAACUGCAGCAAGAACGACGGCUUCAAAUACCCCCUGUACAGCACGGUCUUCAGCAUUGUGUUUGUGGUGGGGCUCAUCACCAACGUGGUGUCCAUCUACAUCUUCACCUGCUCUCUGAAGCUGAGGAACGAGACCACCACCUACAUGCUGAACCUGGUGGUGUCCGACCUGCUGUUCGUCUUCACGCUGCCCCUCAGGGUCUUCUACUUCAUCAACCAGAACUGGCCGUUCGGAAGCAUGCUCUGCAAAGUCUCCGUCUCCCUCUUCUACACCAACAUGUACGGCAGCAUGCUGUUCCUCACCUGCAUCAGCGUGGACCGCUUCCUGGCCAUCGUGCACCCCUUCCGCUCCCGGACGCUGAGGACCAAGCGCAAGGCCAAGAUAGUGUGCGCCGCCGUGUGGGUGCUGGUUCUUUCGGGGAGCCUCCCCACGGGGUUCCUGCUGAACAGCACCUCCAGCGACAACAAGGACAACGCCACCUACUGCUUCGAGAACUUCUCGUCCAAGCAGUGGAAGUCCCACCUGUCCAAGGUGGUGAUCUUCAUCGAGACGGUGGGCUUCGUCAUCCCCCUGCUGCUCAACCUGUGCUGCUCCAUCAUGGUGCUGCAGACCCUGCGCCGCCCCCAGACGGUCAGCCGCGAGGGCAAGGUGAACAAAACGAAGAUUCUGCGCAUGAUCAUUGUGCACCUGUUUAUUUUCUGCUUCUGUUUCAUCCCCUACAAUGUAAACUUGGUGUUUUACGCCCUCGUUCGGACAAAAACGUUAAAGUCCUGCUACGUGGAGUCGGUGGUUCGGACCAUCUACCCGAUCGCCCUCUGCAUCGCCGUGUCCAACUGCUGCUUCGAUCCCAUCGUGUAUUACUUCACCUCGGAGACCAUCCAGAACUCCAUUAAGAGGAAGUCUCAGGUCAGCCGUACGUACGACAUCAAGUUCUCUGAGGCCCUGCAGUCGGAGAGCGGCUCCCACCUGCAGUGCAGCCUGAUGACCCUCAAAGCUAAGGUGUUCAACACCGAGUCCUCCGUGUGA
This is a messenger RNA of Menidia menidia (Atlantic silverside), 1092 nucleotides long. The record is from the annotation of a GenBank genome assembly. NCBI's taxonomy places the organism in Eukaryota, Metazoa, Chordata, Actinopteri, Atheriniformes, Atherinopsidae.